GGGAGGUUGAUUUGGGUAGUGCUGAUCGUUCCCGGGUGGAACGUCGUUUGUUUUUUGAUUUUGCGCAAGUUGUUGGUCCUUUGUGUUUGUAUUUGUUUCCUGUCAGUGAUUCAGAGCGAGAGAGUGGCCAAGGUGUUCGCGAAAGCUUCGGUCGGUAUCAGUUUGCUCUAUUUUAUGCCAUUGGUCAUCUGGAACUGAGUGCUCGCCCGUCCUCGUGUGCUGGUGGGUUUUGUUCUGAUUCUGAUCCUGAUGAUGGAGACUUGACGGCGCCGAAACCGAUGUUGUCGUCGCAUUUUCUCGGAUGAGGAUGAGGUGCUGACUGCUCGACUGAUUUCGAAUUCGUAUUCGAUGCAUGUGUCUGAUCGCUCGUUGUGUAAUGGUCACCCAGUCGAAGUCCUACUGCUCCAUCUACUUCUACUAUGAGAUUGAGAAUGAGAACGAAGCCCAGGAUGAGUACGCGUGCGCAAGAUUCUGCAUCAUGAAUGCGUCUGCUUCAGCAAGGUUUUUUUUCGGGCUGAGGAAGUGAAAGAGAAGAGUCAAAGCUUCAGCUUCAAAAUCAAUGAAAGACGACGAGUGUGCUUUUUCUGGAUCUGGUCCUCGAGAAAUAAUCGUGACAGCACCAUCGAUGCCUGAACCUGAAUGAGAAUGAGGAAGUGCACACAGUCACAAAGUUGCUG
Messenger RNA from Amoebophrya sp. A25, 677 nucleotides. NCBI's taxonomy places the organism in Eukaryota, Dinophyceae, Syndiniales, Amoebophryaceae. The record is from the annotation of a GenBank genome assembly.